Molecule: messenger RNA, 999 nt
Organism: Rhodofomes roseus
Lineage: Eukaryota; Fungi; Basidiomycota; Agaricomycetes; Polyporales; Fomitopsidaceae
Exons: 5
Coding region: 46-732 (228 amino acids)
Molecular function (GO): GTP binding
Source: RefSeq, a predicted model, not a curated record
UCAGCUCUUAACGGUACGAUUGAGCUCUCGGUUGAACGUGAUAUUAUGGUGAUGGGAAGGACGGGUAGCGGAAAGACAACGUUUAUCAACAUCAUAUCCGGCGCAGACCUCGAAACGGAAGCGAGCUUGGAACAGUGCACCCAGCAGAUUCAGAGCGUGAGUUGUCAUGAUCCCGACGCUCAAUCCCACAGUGUCACCUUGUAUGACAUCCCCGACAUCGAUGGAUUGCCCCAAAUAGAAGAUGCACUUGCUUCGCUAACACACAGACGAAAUGAAACUCGGUCGCGCCCAUAUGCAGCGAUCAUCUUCGUUCUUGACAUCAGUCGACCACGGGAUAAUAUCCGGCGGGAUCGCAAUUACGUCUUCCUCGAGGACCUCAGAAGGAGGGGCAGACUACGAAGGUUGUUAUUCCUCGUUACCAAUUGGCCGGAAGACGACGAAGAACAUCGUGAUCCAUCAGCACCAACGGAAAGUGAACAAAACGUCGUGGGGCCCCAAAGACGGUGGCACGACUACAAGACAGAUUAUCUCAAAGAUCUAAUCGAAGCGGGAGCUACUGUUCACCGGUUCAACAGGAGAGCUGAUGAUAUCCACCAAAUUUUUCGCAAGCUUCUGAGGACGCAGGAAAUGAACCAGUCGCAAGCAUGUGGAGGUAUACAUAAUGCGGUCACCCGGUCACCGACUCGAAUGACGAUCCGACCAAAGAUUAGCAAGUACCGGGAGCUGGGCUAGGAAAUGGGGAAAGAUGUCGACGUUUCUUUCGGGCGAUGGCGUUCAAAAUUUGGGAAAAGCCCGCAUAUGCGUCCGAGUGAGCUUCGAAUAUGGGUUGUGUUAUAUCCAAGCCGUACCGUCACUGCGAAAUGAGACCAUCCGUGUGGAUUGUGCUCCUAGUAUCAUACUAUGUAUAGUAUCUUCACCCUUCCCGACUUCGAAGAGAGGCAGGCUCUUCGGCUCGUACCCACUAUCCUUAUCUGGCAAAUCAAUUAGUCACGACAUUCC